Messenger RNA from Neolamprologus brichardi, 1848 nucleotides. RefSeq names its product plasminogen receptor, C-terminal lysine transmembrane protein (gene plgrkt). NCBI's taxonomy places the organism in Eukaryota, Metazoa, Chordata, Actinopteri, Cichliformes, Cichlidae. The record is from RefSeq and is a predicted model, not a curated record. Gene Ontology annotation, biological process: positive regulation of plasminogen activation. Gene Ontology annotation, cellular component: plasma membrane.
AGCAGUGCGCGCAGCUUUUAUUUUGACGAUCUACCCCGGAGUCCUUUCCCCAGCAUUUAGCUUACAGUCUUCAAAGUGUUUGGGAAACGCCAACGCAGCCAUGGGUGUCCUACUGUCCAAAUCCAUGGAUGACAAUUUAAAAAAGCAACAAGAAUUCAUGCUAAUGAAUGCACGGCUGCAGAUGGAGCGCCAGAUUCUGAUGCAGAACCAGAUGAGAGAGCGGCAGAUGGCGAUGCAGAUCGCCUGGUCCAGAGAGUUUCUGAAAUACUUUGGCAGUUUCUUUGCAGUGGCCACAGUGGGACUAACUGCAGGAGCUAUUAAAAGAAAGAACCCAGGCUUGCUGGCUCCUAUCAUUCCUCUCAGUUUCAUAUUUGCCUACCAGAUGGACAGCGCCUAUGGAACGCUUAUUAAUCGUAUGAGAGGGGAAGCUGAGGAUAUCAUGGAGACUGAAAAUGACCGUCUACAGUUACCUCAAGGGACUCCAACCUUUGAGAGCAUAGAGAAGGCCCGCCGUGCUAAAAGCAGCCUCAGUGCCUUCUUGGAGAAAUAAUGUAAUUAGUUAUUGUCUAACAGCGUGGUUCCAGAGAGGAGCUGCAGCCACUGUACAUUUCGUUUUCAACAAACCACAAAGACUAGGAAGUGGCUCACAAAGAAACCUCAGGUUUAGCUGUCCAAAACAUACCCACUCCCUAAACGCUACACAACUAUACUUUAUGUAGCAUUAAGGUAAAAGCGGCCUCAGCUCCUUCUUGGAGAUAUAAUGUAAUAAUUUAUAGAACAAACGUCCUCUGUCAUGGAAAAUUUCAGUGCCUGAUUGGUGUAUGCCACAUGUUGAUCCAUGAGUUAAGUUUUAUUACAGUGUUGUAAGAGCAUUGUGUGACCACAGCAGAUAACUUGUCUCUAAAUAUUGCACAAUUGCAGUUAUAUCACCAAUGUUUUCUUUAGGUUGUUAUUUUCCAGGGUUUGCUUUGAUUAUGUAUGAUGGACUUGAAGGGAAAUUGAUAGUAAUAUUAAUCAGUUUAUGUUAUCUCUCUGGGUUUUUUUGUUAUAUUUAGAUGAACAAGAAUACCAGCUGCUUUAAGCCUGGUUCAUGAAUGUAAUGAUGAUGAUUGAACAAAGUGGUAAGACAAUGAUUGUUGACUUUCGUCAAAGCUGCAAUUAGACCAGUGGAGAGCAGAAAUUCUCUUAAACACUCUUCAUAACAGCUCAUUUUAUCUGGCUGUUUGUGUAAUACGUCGCCUUUAAAAAGCUCCUGAAACAUGUGUCUCAUCAGAUGACUGUUGCAGGUCAGUUAUACACUUGCCUCUCUGUUUAGAUGAUAGACCGUAUGUGAAAGAUGGACGUAGCAUCCAAACCCUCCACUUUUUCUCCUUUACAUUCAGCUCCUGCUGUCCUGGAACAGCAAAGGCUUGCCCUUUCUUUCUUAUUUCAGUGGCUACAAUCCAUCCUUUGUAUUCAGUCUGCGGUUCUUUUCUAUCCGGGUCAUAGACGUGUUACUUUCUUAGAAGCUUUGUUUUGAUGAAAUCUAAAUUAGAUUUCUGCUGCCCUCUGCCAGGCUGGUAACUUUUGCAGUUGCCGAUAACCAACAGCUGAAGUGAUCAAAAUGUAAUGGUGCAUCAUUGGUAAAGAUUCUCAGACAUUUGUAUUGACAGCUAAAAUGUAUUAUUUUCAACACUAAAAUUUUAAUUAUAGGUGUGAGGGAGCUUCAAUACAAAGCUGUUGGACCUCCAACUUUUUUUAAGCCAUCGCAGUAGAUUUAAUGCAGAAUAAUCCAAGGUGCUGAUAUUUAUACUUUGUGUUUGACAUCUGGAAAAAAUUUAAAUUAAUAAAAAAAGAAAAUUGAAAAGA